Molecule: messenger RNA, 2849 nt
Organism: Fundulus heteroclitus (mummichog)
Lineage: Eukaryota; Metazoa; Chordata; Actinopteri; Cyprinodontiformes; Fundulidae
Product: calcium-binding mitochondrial carrier protein Aralar1
Exons: 18
Coding region: 73-2118 (681 amino acids)
Biological process (GO): L-glutamate transmembrane transport; malate-aspartate shuttle; aspartate transmembrane transport
Molecular function (GO): L-glutamate transmembrane transporter activity; calcium ion binding; L-aspartate transmembrane transporter activity
Source: RefSeq, a predicted model, not a curated record
UUCCUCCUCAGACCCGGGGUGGAGGAGUCUGCGCUCUGCUCUCUCGCCCACUGCGCGUGACGUCAAACCAGCAUGGCGGUCAAGGUGCAAUCCACCAAACGUGGGGACCCAACUGAGCUGAAGACAAUUUUCCAGAAGUACGCCAGCAUAGUGGACAAGGAUGGGGAGAGGUUCAUGACCCCCGGAGACUUUGUCCAGAAGUAUCUGGGGCUACAGACGCAGAUCCACCACAACCCCAAAACGGUGCAGCUCCUCGCCGCUGUAGCGGACACCACGAAGGACGGGCUGAUCUCAUUCCAGGAGUUUCUUGCCUUUGAGUCGGUCCUGUGUGCACCCGACGCCCUCUUCAUCGUCGCCUUUCAGCUGUUCGAUAAGACUGGGACCGGCACCGUUUCGUUCGAGAAUGUGCGAGACAUCUUCAGCCAGACCACAGUGCACCACCACAUUCCCUUCAACUGGGAUUGCGAGUUCAUCCGCCUUCACUUCGGCAACGACCGGCAGAAACAGCUCAGCUACUUGGAGUUCACCCAGUUCCUGCAGGAGCUGCAGCUGGAGCACGCGCGCCAGGCGUUUGCCCAGAAGGACAAAGAGAAGAAUGGGGCCAUCUCCGCGCUGGACUUCAGCGACAUCAUGUCCACCAUCAGGCACCACAUGCUCACGCCCUUCGUGGAGGAGAAUCUGGUCUCAGCUGCAGGGGGCAGCACCGCUCACAUGGUCAGCUUCUCCUACUUCAACGCCUUCAACUCCCUCCUGAACAACAUGGAGUUGCUCCGCAAGAUCUACAGCACACUGGCCGGCACACGCAAGGACACGCAAGUGACUAAAGAGGAAUUCGUUCACGCCGCCAACAAGUUUGGUCAGAUCACUCCCAUGGAGAUCGACAUCUUGUACCAGUUAUCAGGCCUGCACUCUCCAUCCGGACGUCUGAACCUUGCCGACAUUGAAAGGAUAGCUCCACUAGAGGAGGGAAGUCUGCCCUAUAACCUAGUUGAAACCCAGAAACAGUCCCACGUGGAAACCUCCAGGCCCGUGUGGCUCCAGAUUGCAGAGUCGGCCUACAGGUUCACCCUGGGCUCCAUCGCUGGAGCCACUGGAGCCACGGCGGUGUAUCCCAUCGACUUGGUGAAGACCCGAAUGCAGAACCAGAGGUCCACAGGCUCGUUCGUUGGAGAGCUGAUGUACAAGAACAGCUUUGACUGCGCAAAGAAGGUGCUCCGCUACGAAGGUUUCUCCGGCUUCUAUAGAGGUCUGGUUCCUCAGCUCAUCGGCGUGGCACCGGAGAAGGCUAUCAAACUCACUGUAAAUGACUUCGUGAGAGACAAGUUCACUGGCAAAGACGACUCGAUCCCUUUAUUUGCUGAGAUUCUGGCUGGUGGCUGCGCCGGCGGCUCUCAGGUGAUCUUCACCAACCCUCUGGAGAUUGUGAAGAUCCGCUUGCAGGUGGCGGGUGAGAUCACCACCGGGCCUCGAGUCAGUGCUUUGAGCGUGGUCCGUGACCUGGGCUUCUUCGGCCUGUACAAGGGCGCUAAAGCCUGCUUCCUAAGGGACAUUCCCUUCUCGGCCAUCUACUUCCCCGCGUACGCUCACCUCAAGACUCAACUAGCCGACGAGCAAGGCAGACUGGGGCCUCUGCAGCUUCUGACUGCUGGAGCGAUCGCAGGUAUCCCCGCGGCCUCCCUCGUCACGCCCGCGGAUGUUAUUAAGACACGUCUGCAAGUGGCAGCGCGAGCCGGACAGACCACCUACUCAGGAGUCAUCGACUGCUUCCGAAAGAUUCUGAGGGAGGAAGGCUUCAGCGCUUUGUGGAAAGGAGCCGGAGCUCGUAUGUGUCGCUCCUCCCCUCAGUUUGGUGUGACCCUGGUGACUUACGAGCUGUUGCAGCGGUGGUUCUACCUUGAUUUUGGUGGACACCGCCCGGCGGGAUCCGAACCGACGCCCAAGUCUCGCAUCGCAGAGCUUCCGCCCAUCCACGCCGAGCACGUGGGAGGCUACCGCCUGGCCGCGGCUACCUUCGCCGGGGUGGAAAACAAAUUCGGCCUCCACCUCCCCAAGUUCAAGUCCUCCGGCGUCGCUUCCAUCCAUCUCUCGGAGGCGGCCGGUCCAGCUCAGGCACCUUAAGUGUCAUCAGCUCCACAUCAUCGCUCCUCCCAGUCGCCAGGAGCCAGACACUUAGAUCAACGCAAACGAAGAACACAGGACUCCACACGUCAGGGACCACCGCCACAGGACACACCAGCGGCCUUUUCGCCCCUCGACCAGCCGCGGGUGGCGAGAACGGGCCGCAGUCGGACAUCGAUGGGAGAGGAGCGCUGACUGUGUUGCAUCUUCAGUGGCUGGGUGCUCCUGGGUUGGGGAGGGCUCCAUCUUUUCGUGUUCCUCUCUCAAAACAUUUGUGUAAAAGCGAACCAUGGGCACUCCUGUCUGUCUCUCAUGAGUAGAUGAUUAAUUUUUUUGUUUUUUUUGUCUGACGCUCGGCGCGAGUAGGACUUCUCUUUCUGGGCGGUGGGCAUAGGAUAUAACCGAGUGAUGUGCGCAGCUUGUGAGGCGUCGCUCACAGCAACAGGAGGCUGCAUACUGUACAUACUGUAUAACUGUACUGAGGAAAAGUUACAAGAUCAGCCUGUUUCAUUACACUAAAGCUGUAAUGCCCAUGUAAUGCAAGGCGGGGCCCCCCCCCCCAGGUCCCGCUCUCUGAGAGUCACUCUUACUGAUGUACAGAGCUUAUUCCUUUCGGUUUUCUUGUUAAAACAAGAAUCAUUAGCAGAGAAUUAGGUAUUAUUAAAUUAAAUGUAUCUCAAUUCAAUUACUGUAUUUUAAAUAAAUAAAUCAUCCAUAUGGUUUUAUCUUUA